Gambusia affinis (western mosquitofish) is the source of this 4488-nucleotide messenger RNA. It is a transcript of the gene rfng, whose product is annotated as RFNG O-fucosylpeptide 3-beta-N-acetylglucosaminyltransferase. The record is from RefSeq and is a predicted model, not a curated record. Gene Ontology annotation, biological process: pattern specification process; regulation of Notch signaling pathway. The coding region runs from base 378 to 1520 and encodes 380 amino acids. Gene Ontology annotation, molecular function: O-fucosylpeptide 3-beta-N-acetylglucosaminyltransferase activity. Gene Ontology annotation, cellular component: Golgi membrane. Lineage: Eukaryota; Metazoa; Chordata; Actinopteri; Cyprinodontiformes; Poeciliidae. The transcript is spliced from 9 exons.
CUUUACCUCCUCGGAUGCAGCUAGAGUUUUAGGAAUGUGUCUCUGAGAGUUCGGAAGAAUAACUAGUCAUUCUGUUGCUGUCCUGUCCUCAGACAGACGCCUGUCUCUGGGUUCAGGAGCUCAGUUUGAACCGCCGUCAGAACCUGAAGGAACACGCUGGCUCCGGUUCCGUUCUUUAUUUGGCGCCGUUUAGAACUCACAGAGGCUGCUUGGGGUUCGUUUCUGCUGCUUUUCUCUGUUUCCGAAUAGUGUAAAACAGAAGGUCCUUAUGAGGGUUUCCAUGUGAUGGAAUGAUGCCAGCCCAGGACGGUGUUGGGAGCGACUGCAGCCCUGGAGGCUGAUGACCCCUGGAGGCUGCUGACCAUUGGCCAGCCAGGAUGCACAUAGCCUCGGUGGGCGUCAGUAAGUCCUGCUUCCUGUUCUCUCUUGCUCUCUGCUCCUUCCUGCUGCUGCUCAUCCCGGCCCUCCAGUCGGCCCCCCGCCAGCUGGAGCCGCCUCAGCCCCGACCCCAUGCCAAGUCUGCCUCAGCAGAGCAGACUCACCAUGCCGACCUACCAGCAGGUACUGCCAGCGCUGGCGGCACCGACAUGGCCACAGGGCUCAGGAGGAGUUCAGAGGUCAUUGGAGGAGCUGCUAGAACUGACGUUCCCUCUCCCAAGAGAACUGUGGACUCAGGGCCUAGGAAUACUGACCAGCUGGAGCUGAAGGACAUUUUCAUCGCAGUGAAGACCACCAGGAAGUACCACAGGUCCAGACUGGAGCUGCUGAUCCAGACCUGGGUGUCUCAAGCCAAGGAACACACCUACAUAUUCACUGAUGGUGACGACAGGGAGCUGCAGCUGAAGACAGGAGCUAACAUCAUCAACACCAACUGCUCAGCUGCUCACAACCGACAGGCUCUGUGCUGCAAGAUGUCUGUGGAGUACGAUAAAUUCAUCGAGUCCCAGAAGAAGUGGUUCUGCCAUGUGGAUGAUGAUAACUAUGUGAUCCUGCCCAGUCUGCUGCGACUGCUGUCCUCAUACCAUCACAGCCAGGACAUCUACCUGGGCCGGCCCAGUCUGGACCACCCUAUAGAGGCUGCGGAGAGGGUGAAGAGCGACGGAACGGUGUCUGUGAAGUUCUGGUUCGCCACAGGGGGAGCGGGGUUCUGCAUCAGUCGAGGUCUGGCUCUGAAAAUGAGCCCCUGGGCCAGUUUGGGGAACUUCAUCACCACGGCAGAAAAGAUCCGCCUCCCAGAUGACUGCACCAUCGGCUACAUCAUCGAAGCGCUACUGGAGGUCACACUCACUCACACACACCUGUUCCACUCUCACCUGGAGAACCUGCAGAAGCUGCCCGUUCCCACCGUGCUCCAGCAGGUCACUCUGAGUUAUGGAGGCUUUGAGAACAGAAGAAACGUGGUCAGCGUUGUUGGGGGCUUUUCUCUGACUGAAGACCCCACCAGGUUUAAGACGGUCCACUGCCUUCUGUACCCAGACACUGAGUGGUGUCCGAAGUUAAAACCUGGACACACAAACUGAACAUCCUGGAAAUAACUCAGCCCAAGUGUUUCUGCAAUAAUUCAAUACGUCAAAAAUAACUUCCCUGUUCCUGGACUGAUGUCAUGUCAGUGAGGAGAUGGUCCAUCCGCUGGAUUCCUCCUGAUCCGGGUGGGCCUGGGGACAGCAGCCUCAGUAGCCUUCCCGCCCUGCAGUCCCCUGGUCCUGCUCCGCCUGGGGAAUCCCACAGCGUUCCCAGGCCUGCAGAGAAAUAUAUUCCCAUAUUCUGACCAGACUGGGUCUGGUCCGGAGGGACAUGAACACCUCCAGCAGGAAUCCUGAGCAGCCAGCUCACCUGGCUCCUCUCUGCUGCUUGUGGACUGUUAGUUAUCUGCUGUUCUUUUGGGUCCACCAUGGUACUAUGGUAGGUACAUAUUUUUAUGCCAUUUCUUUUAUAAUUAAGUCAGAUUUUCUGACUAAAUGUUAUAAUCACCUGAUGUCUGUUGCCAAGGCAACCCUUCAAACAGCAGCAGUGUUAACUCGGGGAACCUAGACACCCCAAAAUCUGGGGAUACUUGUUGAUGAUCCACAGACACUUUGCUCACAGACAUUUUGAAAAAAUUCAGGUUAUGGAAAAUGUGCAAAUUGUGAGUCAUUAGGCACACCUGGAAAAAAACGACAAACAAUCACCCUUCAGUUUUCUAUCUUCUGGUUUAUUGACCCAAACUAACAUUUCCACUCUGAGAACCAGACCUGCUCUUUCAGCCUGCACUGGAUGGAAGAAUGAGCCAUUAUCACCAUCAAGCCCCGCCCCCUCCUGCACCAGCAGCUCAAUGAUUGCAAUAAAGAAAACUAUUCAGGGUCCAACUAACAGAGGAGUUUUUUGUUUUUGUUUUAUUCUCGUGCACAUGGCAGAAAGAGAUGAGAGCCUCACAUGUCACCAGAUCACAUUUGGAUUCGUCCCACAUCCUGCUGGUUACGCCUGGAAAACCUGCAGGAAAUGAAGGAGCUCUCUCUGGCCAAACGCAUCAGGAGAUCGAGAAGCAACAUGGCACCGAGCAAAACAGACGCAGAAGAAGCUCAAGAAGACGACACAUGCAUAGAUGAGGGCGAUGAAAGAUCCGGGCCUGAGACGUUCACCUUCCUGCUGCAUCAUUCAUUUUAACACAAAUUACAUCAAAAUGAGUUAAACUCAGUUAAACUGGAACCUGUUUAAAAGGUAAUCCUGCAGUUUUUUUGGCCAUAUUAUUAUUAUUAUUAUUAUUAGUGGUAGUAUUAGUAAUGUGCUGAGCAGUAUUUUUAGCCUUCAGAAUCACUGUGUGGACAUGAAGAUAUUAAUGCAAAAGAAACACAGAUUGAGCUUAUGUUUUAUUGGAGCAGGUCUCUGCAUGUUUGUUAGAUGGAAGACGUGACAGAAUAACCAGCUUGUUGAAACCUUCAGUAACUCUGAGGCAACAGAAGAAAUCAUAAUUGUUUGGGGGUUUUUAACUGUUGCAUUAGAGAUUUUGCUCUGACUUUCACUUGUAGCAUUUCCUGUUUCUAACUUCAGAUGUCUCCCUAGACAAGGACAGAUAUCUGCAGGGAAAACACACAGAGAGCAGUUUAAAUAUGGAACCUGAUUUGGACUGCUUUCCUUUUACAUGCAACACCUUUCAGUAUUUGUAUUUCCUUAUAAAGACGUGACGUUUCAGCUUAAUAAUUUUUUUUUACCAUUUGUUUGAAUGUUUGAUUAAAAUGAAGGAAAUGUUUAAGAUUCUUGUAAUAAAUUAGUUAUAGCUUCUCGGAUGUUAAUGGAGCAGAAAGGAAAUGAUCAAAACUCACGUCACUCUUUCAGUCUGCACCUGAUAAAUGCUUUUAUACACUCAGCCAAAUAUCUUUUCCCAGUUUAUUUCCUCUUUUGCACUCUUGUCACAUGCUUUAUGUUAUCAGCAUUUGUUGAAUAUAGUAUUGUAUUAUUGUACUGAUGUCAAAUUGGAUGAGCUAUAUUUUUUAUUUUGGUUUUAUGGUGACAGAGUCGGGACAUAUCUUCACAAUCAAGGAGUAAAAUCUGGAUCUGAUGCUAUCAGGAUGAACAUGGAUCAGAUUGUUAACCUGUACUUGUCUUUUUUUUUUUUUGGUUUGUUUGUUUUUAGUUUUCAUAUACUUGGGUUCUGUGGUGAAGUUAUUGGUCGUCAUCUCCCCUGAUUGAAUGGAGAUGGGUGGUUAGUCAGAGAAACAGAAAGUGAUUUUCUUCAUCUUAAAAAACCUUCAAAGCUCCAACGUGUCACUGUGGUUCAUGCUCUGAACACUCAGAACCCUCUAAAGCUGAGUUUAUCAAAACUCUUGACAAUAUAAAACUUUUCUCUCUUUGAAUUAGUCUGAAGAAAGGUGAGCUCAUCUCGGUUUGUAAAUUUCCUGUAUCAUAUCACGAUGCAUGUGACCUCUGACUCCUUUGACCUGUCAAACAGAUCAUCUCUCUUUGACAUGUUCCCAUGUUAGGUUUGACAUGGCUGCUUUUAAACAAUUUAACAUCACAGGUUGAGAGUUUACAAGGUUUUUUUUUUUAGUGUUUGCUUGAACCACUGAUGCUGUCAGUUAGAAAUCUGCACUGAUUUGUUGAGACAUUAGCUAAAGAGAGAUAAUCUGUUUGAUCAAAGUGAAGAUGUUUACAUGUUAACUGCUGCAGGUAAGAUGAUGACUGCUUAAAACUCUCUACAGAACCCCUCCUCAUGACAUUUAAAGUGUUGUUAGAGGCAACCUUAGCUUUAUUAAACAUAAUCAUCAGGAGUUUUCCGCUCUAACCUUCUGUUUUCACCGUGAGCCUGAUCCUGCCAUGUGUCUCAGAUAACAACCCAGUGUGUGUGUGUGUGUGUGUGUUUCUCCUGUGAGUUUGUGUAAAGCAACAGGCUACCUCUGCACAGGAAGACUAGAACCCAAAAGCAUGUGUCCCACUGCGGGUCGGUGGGUCAGACUGUUUCUGUUAACUCGUGUUCCUUUAUGCUGCAGAACAAAAUUAAAGCCUUCAUUUUUC